AUGAGCUCCAAGAAAGUUUCCAAAAAGACUAUCCACAAGGCAUUGGGAAACUUAAAGGUCAUACAAAGGAAAAACACAGUUUCACCUUCAGAAACUGUUAGCAUGCUGAAAGAGAUUGAAGCAGUGACUUGUUCUAUGUUUGAGGAUUUGUUAUCUCUCAUCUCUAAACCAAAGCCUAGAAGUUGGUUAUCAGUUUUGAAACUAUUCCAUCAAAGUAGAAUAGCGUACGAAGAUGCUGGAAGAAACGUGAAUGAAAUCGAAAAGGUUGAUGUUGCUUUGAAAUCCUUUGGAAUAACCAAAUCUGAGAUCAUAAAUCUUGAGAUGCAAAACCAGCUAAAAGACUUGGAGCUUGUUAUUCAGGAUCUUGAAGAUGGACUUGAAUGCCUCUUCAGGUGUAUGAUCAAAGCAAGAGUCUCGCUUUUUAACAUCCUUACCCUGUAA
Gossypium arboreum is the source of this 441-nucleotide messenger RNA. RefSeq lists its product as uncharacterized. Lineage: Eukaryota; Viridiplantae; Streptophyta; Magnoliopsida; Malvales; Malvaceae. Gene Ontology annotation, biological process: shoot system development; root development. The record is from RefSeq and is a predicted model, not a curated record. The transcript has a single exon. Bases 1 to 441 code for a protein of 146 amino acids.